Carica papaya (papaya) is the source of this 3017-nucleotide messenger RNA. It is a transcript of the gene TKI1, whose product is annotated as TSL-kinase interacting protein 1. Gene Ontology annotation, molecular function: chromatin binding. Gene Ontology annotation, cellular component: nucleus. NCBI's taxonomy places the organism in Eukaryota, Viridiplantae, Streptophyta, Magnoliopsida, Brassicales, Caricaceae. Gene Ontology annotation, biological process: pattern specification process. The record is from RefSeq and is a predicted model, not a curated record.
CCCUUUUUUUUUUUUCCUUCUCUCCUCCUCCUUCAACUCCGGACCUUUGUCGGAAGAUUCUCUCCGGUUUCAAUUUGUUUACUUCAUCCCAAAUCUCCAACUCCUCCGUUCGCUUCUUAGGGUUUGUUUAAUUCUUCGAUACUUCUCUCUUUCGCAGGCUUAUCCUCCAUUGUUGCAAUUAGGGCCACUGCAUUUGGACUCUACACAAAGCUGAAGGUCAGAAGGAGCAUUACUUGGGAGUUUGGGAUCUCAAGAACAUGAAUACUUAGUCUUUCUGAAAAUUGUUCAAGCAUGCAAAUAGAGUCACAAAUUCCAUUGAACUCUGACACACCUCUCCAUCAGGAGGUCCAUCAGGGGGAUGGUGGAGCUCUUGUAGCUUCAGCUGAUCCUAAUAAUGUUGCACCGCAGCCUCCUGUGAAAAAGCCAACACGACAAUGGGCUGCAUGGACACAUCAGGAGGAGGAAAGUUUCUUCACUGCAUUACGACAAGUUGGAAAGAAUUUUGAGAAGAUCACUUGCCGUGUCCAAAGUAAAAACAAGGAUCAGGUCAGACAUUAUUACUAUCGUCUUGUACGACGGAUGAACAAGCUGUUAGGUCCAGAAUUGAGUCUGGAUGCCAAAAACUCUAAAGACACAAAUGCUGCAAUGCUUCGCUGGUGGUCUUUAUUGGAAAAGUAUAGUUGCAAAGCCUCAAAACUUCACUUGAAGCCUCGAAGAUUCAAGAUAUUUACAGAAGCUUUGGAGCACCAACUCUUGAAGGACCGGAAGAAGAACGUAAGAAAACGGCCUUCGCAGGGGGAAAGUUGUGCCGCUGCAACUCCAAGCAAUGUCUUAAAUCAGAUUAGAGAGACAGGAAGUGAUAGCCGGCCAGUUAAACUGGUUCUUGUUGAUAGUCAAAACAUUCAAAAGUUAGGAGCUGGAAAAGGAUCUAUUAAACGUAAUAUCAAUAUAGGUGUGCGUACCAACAAUAAAGGGGAGUUAACAAAUGCAAAAAGUGCAAGACAACGGCGAAAACCAGCAGGUGUUCCUUCAUCAGCUGCUUAUAAAAAGUGGGAAAAGGCUGCAAUUGCUGGGGUUUCCUUGGUUGCUGAUGCUGCUGAACAUUUGGAGCGCACAGCAACUGAUAAAGAGACUAAUCAUGACCAAGGUAUACCAGGGCAAAAAGGUCUUGACCUAGUUGAGAAACCUCCUCUCUUAUCAGUGACCCCUCAUUCUUUUUUUGUUGAAAGCAAUAUGCAUAAUGUAAAACUGAAACUCCAGUUGUUUCCGAUUGAUGAUGCUACUCGAAGAGCCAUGGAAAUGGAUAAACAUAAUCCACAUCUGGAGCUCACGCUUAGUAGUAGGAAAAAGAUUUCGUCUGUAUGGGAGCAUCUCAACCGUAAGUGGGGGAAUUCAAGUGCAGCACUAGGUGAGCUAAUGCUUUUGCCUUACAGUGCUCGGAAGGAAAAUUUGAUGAGUUCUCCAAGAUGGACUCAGGACUCCACAGUCAGUGCAGCAGAUGUACAUGCAAUGGUUGGAAGUUCUUCAGUGUUUCGCUUGAGGUAUGGUUGGUUUUCCCGCUCAACAGCUGGGUCUCUAACGUCACAAGCUCCAGUAUUGUCAUUUAAUGUUCCUGUUGUAGAUAACAUGAAUGUGGAAAAUAGGAAGAGGCUGAUGGUGGAAUCAGGGAAGAUACCUGUACCCUCGACUGAUGACCAAUCUGAGAAACUUGGGACUCCCAGCAAGAACACACUAACUUCAGUUGACAAACAUUAUGUUCCUACACAAUCUUUGAUUAGUAUGCCUAUGAAUACAUGUCUUACCACAGGUCCUAAAGAUAACAGCAUAGUUUCUGCGACCAUUAUACCAUGGAACAGAAAGGAGACUGGCAAUUGUACUUCGACUAGACUGUUGGAAGAUGCUGAUGGUCUACAGUUAAGGAACGGAUCUGCUUUGUCAGCUGGAGACUGGGCUGAUAGUCUAACCAACAUAAGUAUUGGGGAUCUACUUUCAGAAGUGCCUCAUGGUAUAGAUGCUGACUGUGUUGGCCCAUCUGUCCCUGAAGCAUCUCAGUGUCUUCCACAGACUCCAUUCAGCUGUGAUUCAUUUGAUGCUGCUAUUGCUGCUCAUAUAUCCGGACAUCAAAGCAAGAUGGGAAUUGCAUCAAUGUUGGCUACCCAUUCAUCUUCCAUAUGGGAUGCUGAGGAAACAUGUGAUGCCUUCUCAUUUCAAAAGAAUCCUGUUCUCUGUCCUGAGGUUCCAAGUUCAUCUGGUAUUGCUUCUCCAGAGAUAUGCAAGCAGAUUGAGAAAGUGAACACAAGGGGCUUUGACACCGUUGAGAUGUUACCUGAUGAUGAUGAGUGUCCACCUGAUCAAAAUGUCAUGGACAAUUCACCAAAGAAUUUUAGUGCACUAACAGAGAUAUACUGGCCUGAGUCACUAGGACCACUGGAUCUGGAUAUUCCAUCUACUAGAUACCAUAGUGAGGAUAUUAUUUUAGGAGAUAGCCUUGGAGGCUUGAACCGUCUGAUAGCUAGCAGUCUGGAUGCAUUUCAAAAUUGCUCAUUUUUCGGUAUGGACAAAAAGGAGCAUACUUCAGCAGUUGAACCUCGAGAACCUACCUCUUUUGCAGAUUUCAAAAUUGGCAGUGAGGUUUGAAAUUAUCACCUGCAACCACAACAUCGUAAAAGGAUAUUCUUGGCAAGCUUAGAAAUUGGUUGUUUGGCAUAGAAAUUGUGACAGUAGGAUCUUUUUCCAGUUUACCUGACUUGACAAGAGAGCCAUAGGAGCUGGCGUUGCCAAGAGAAUCCUGGCCAUGUAUAGGAAUUCACUGAGGGAGGAGUGGCCUCCAUUUGUACAAAAGUGAACAUGAGGAGACUUGUCAAAGUUCUUAGCUCUCGGUUUGUAUCUUUUGCAUAGUGCUGUCCACACUGAUGAUGUGAUAAAGUAUGCUACUCAUUAGAUAAAAAUAUAUAUAUUUUUUUCAUUUUUAAUGUCUUUGAUGACAUAAUGGAACCUUUGUGAGAGUUCUUUCUUAA